This is a messenger RNA of Trypanosoma cruzi, 2316 nucleotides long. RefSeq names its product retrotransposon hot spot (RHS) protein, putative. The transcript has a single exon. The record is from RefSeq and is a predicted model, not a curated record. NCBI's taxonomy places the organism in Eukaryota, Euglenozoa, Kinetoplastea, Trypanosomatida, Trypanosomatidae. The coding region runs from base 1 to 2316 and encodes 771 amino acids.
AUGUCUGGAAAUCAAGCGUCUGCCGUGCCGCAGGGAGAUGAUCAAAGGAGAGCGAGGCCGGAGUCUGAGGAUGUCACGGAUCAACCCGCUGCGACACAAAUAAGAGUGGAGGAGGCGCGGCGACCACAGUGGACCAUUAGCAGCACCGUAAAGGACAUCCUGCUGGAGGGAAACAAUAACAGGAGCAACAUGAUGCUGAACGAUUUCCUUCGGAGCUACUUGGGCGGCAGGGGCGUUGUGGACACCAAUGAGAACGUCGCUAUGGAGAUGUUUGUGUUGAGACCCACGAUGUUUAUUAACGACAGUGAAAUAUUGGGCAUGAUAACGGCAUCGCCGUCAUACCAAGAGCUGGAGGCUAUUUAUAAACUUCACCACGGGGGUGUGCACUUUCUCGAGCAAUGGAGGGACUAUCAAGGAAAGGCUACGCUCACUCCACUUGUAUGUGAAAAACUAAACGGGGUUCUCGCUCAGGUACUGAGAAAAGAAAAACGUGAGGCAAAUGAAAGAGCGAUGCUUGAGGCAGCGAAGGUUCCUGAAGCUGUGAUGCUGGAGGGAUGCUACGAGUCUGUGUACAAUGCGAGUUGGCACCAUGUGGUGGAAGUUCCUGGUGGCGAGGGGACGAGAACGGGGACGGCAAUGGAGGUGAAGGAGGGGAAACGGAAACAGUCAUGGAAGUACAACGAAGUUGGCGACACUCCCGAAAAGGAUGACGGUGUGGAGCAAUCCGGUGCAGAGCGUCUCAGGCUGAUGGUGCUCACCUCGGAAAAGGGAUGGCCGUACUCGUGGAAACGGGGGGUGAGUGAAAUUAUUCCUGACUGCUAUGUGAACUCUGAGGUGGAGCGAGUGUGGCAGAUUGUCAUUGGCGAUCUAACCGAGUGGUUCAGCAUUCACGGUGGGAACAAUCCUUCGCCCAAGCGGCGUGUUUUGAUUGGGACGCCCGGGAUUGGGAAGUCGAUGAAUGCCGGCUCGUACCUCCUCUAUCAGCUGCUGCACUACGAUGCGGAGCGGCUCCCAAUGGUUGCGUACUUUAUUGGGAGUCAAUCAUUCCUAUUUGACAAGAUCACAAGAACGGUGAAAAAAUGCAGUGGGGCGUCUAGUAUCGUGGAUAUUUUGGACGGGUUGUCUGACCGUGGGGUGAAAGGGUAUAUUAUCUACGACGUGGCAUUGGCAUCUCGUCAACCGCCUGCUGGUUUGCCUUGCAAGGGAUGGGGCAUGAUUGUUGUGACAUCACCGAACACAAAGAAUUACUAUCAUUGGACGAAGAUAGCGGAACCGGAAAAAAUCAUAAUUAAUUGUCCUGAAGAAAACGAUGUGAAGGCAAUGUGCAUUUGGAUGAAGCACAAUCGGCGGCUUCCGGAGGAAAAAACGGAGGAGGAAGCGGACUACUGGAAAAAGGUGAAGGAACGCAUGGAUGAAGUGGGGCCGAUUCUCCGCUUCAUCUUUAAUGAAAAAAAGUGUAAGGAUCGCUUUAACGAGUGUGAAGGCGCUGUGAAUAGUAUCACCGGUUCGAUGCUACAGUAUUACACUGGUAUUGGAACUGGCAAAUCGUGCGACGGCAAUCAUGUGUCUCACAAGCUUGUGAAGGUUGUCCGAGUACGAAAAGACAACAUUGAAUCGCAUUUGAAUGUACUGAUAUCUCCCCAUUUUGAACGUGAAACAUUCUCCAAGAUGAAAAGAGAAAUGAGGCGGAUGGACUUUACUUAUCUCGUGUUGAGUAUUUGGGAUUAUGUCAUUCCACAAAUUCUUGAAGAUGAAGCCCUGGACGCAUUUUUGAAUGAGGAUUUCCUGCGUGCGAUAAGAUCUAAAAUUGAAGAACUGAAGCUAACAGGACGACCUGAGCCACACAGCUGUGCGCUGAAAGUGCAUUCGAACAAAAGCUUCACCAGGAAAGAGGUUCUACCAGAGAACCCUUCUAAACGGAUUGCCAUAGAGUACUGGGUGCUGUACAAACCGGUGACUCAUAACUUUCCGCUGGUGGACGGCUUUUUCUUUGUGGACUCAAAACCGAAGAUAAUGGUUGGGCUGCAGAUCACUACGGCGCGUGAGCAUCACACCAUACCCAGCACUGUGGAGCUGUUCACUGAACGUAUGGCGGAAUAUUUUAAUGGUUGGGAGGAGUUAUCCCGAGACAUGUCGUGGGAGAUUAUUUAUGUGCAGCACGCAGACAGCACGCCGAUGAAAAAAUGGCAGAGAUGUGAUUACGUCAAUCCCAACAAUGAAACCGACGCUGAAGAAAAAAUUGUGGCGUUCUGGGACGGAAAGGUACACCAAUACCAGUUUGUGUUAACACCUGAUUUUGUAAAUAAAAUCCGAUAA